AUGUAAAUCUAAAUUCAUGAUCUUAGUUUGUAAUUAUUCUCAAAAAUCACCAUAAGAAUCAAUUUUAUUAAAUAUUUUUAAGCUGAAUAAAUCUCUAUAAAUAACAAAGUGAUCAAAUUCUUCUUUAAAUCUAUAAAGAAGUAAAUAGGAGAAAGUUUAUAAAACUCCAAAUUAUAAAAGCUACUUAUCAUAUUAUUAUUUUAUAUCAGAAUUCUUUUGAAUAAAAUUAUUUAAAUGUUGAGUAGAUUUCAAAGUUAAUAGUAAAACCCUCAAAAUAAUUAGUAGGAUAAUAACAUUUCAUUUAUCUCAUAUGAAAAUGAGAGAGUAGCUGUAAGAAGAAAUUUUUUGGAAAACCUUAAGGUGUCUCUUCACGAAUCGUUUGUUACUAAUAUAGGAUUAGUUUGCCUUUCUAGUUUGAAAAUUACAGCAAUCAUUUUAGUUUUUAUCUUAGAAAAAAUACCAAAACUUGAAAACGGAAACCAAGAUUUUUAAAUAAAUGAGAAGCAAUUAUAAGGAGUGUAUGAGAUUAAGCUGUGGCUAAUAUUUAUGAUUGCAUAUGAUGGACUGAAUAUAUUUUACUUAUUUUAUACAAUUUACAUAAUUGGUAAAUACAAUAAAGCUGCUUAUAGGAGAGGGUAAGGAGAAAAUUCCUUAUAAGAUGGAUAAAUAAUUUAUAAUGAUCAGCAGAGCUCUGCAUAUUUGCAAACUAAUUAGAUGAUACAAUCGUAAAUAAGUCUUGAUAUGGAAUAAAAUUUAUAUUAAAAUGGUCAAAAUGAUAUGAUUAAUGAACCUUUAAAUGAGUACUACUAUCAAUAAUAUAGCUCGCCUUUAUCAAUUAACCACCAAAUAAACUUUUUAGAAUUAGCAAGUAAUAGGAAUAAAGUAUUAAAGUACAGCUCUCUAGCAACAAAAAUAUCUUACUUAGUCUUGUUCUUAUUGGGAAACUAUUUUGCAUAUAUUAAUAAAAGCUGUUCUAGUUAGUUCCCUUACCAUUAUUAUCUACUCUUAUGGCUUGUGGCACUAGGAUAUUUUUCAUUUGGAAUAUAAAUUUUACUCUUGCUUUCAAUCUGUUUGUGCUUUCCAUUAACAUUAUUCCUUUAUGUUUUGAUGAGAAAUAGAACUAACUCUUCAAUUCCGGCAAACAAUGAAAUUAUAAAAAGACUAUAACCAUAAAAAUACAAAGACAAAAUAAACAAUUCAGAAUUUGAUACAUAAAAAGAAUGUUGCAUUUGUCUGGUAGAUUAUUAAUCUGACGAUUUAAUCAUAAGUUUACCUUGCAGUAAAUUGCAUCAUUAUCAUUAUGAUUGUGUUGUUAAGUGGUUAAAUAUCAGUGGAGUCUGUCCUAUAUGCAAGAAACCUUUGGAGUAAUAUGUUUAAGAAUUAGAAGAAGUAAAGCAAAACUACCAAUUCUAUUGA
Messenger RNA from Tetrahymena thermophila SB210, 1416 nucleotides. RefSeq names its product zinc finger, C3HC4 type (RING finger) protein. The transcript is spliced from 6 exons. NCBI's taxonomy places the organism in Eukaryota, Ciliophora, Oligohymenophorea, Hymenostomatida, Tetrahymenidae. The record is from RefSeq and is a predicted model, not a curated record.